This is a messenger RNA of Hypanus sabinus (Atlantic stingray), 3758 nucleotides long. It is a transcript of the gene sowahab, whose product is annotated as sosondowah ankyrin repeat domain family member Ab. The record is from RefSeq and is a predicted model, not a curated record. The transcript has a single exon. Lineage: Eukaryota; Metazoa; Chordata; Chondrichthyes; Myliobatiformes; Dasyatidae. Gene Ontology annotation, molecular function: protein binding. Bases 149 to 1936 code for a protein of 595 amino acids.
GGGAGGAGUGCCGGGAGAAAAGGCAAGUUUGUGUCUGUUGGGCGAGGCGCUUGCCAGCCCCGGCCAAAAGGCGAGCUCAAUUCCGUGCGGAAUGGAGUGACUCUGCCGCCGACUGUCACUGCGUUGCCAGAGCGCAGGUGAUAGGAGAAUGGAGUCGGGGCUGAGUCAAGAGGUAGUGGUCCAGUUCCUGGUGGAGGCUGGGGGCAAAGUGGAGAACUCCAAGCUGCUUUUUAAUUUCAGGAACGAGUUGGGGCAGACUGAUCCACAGCUGAGGAAAGAAGCCCGGGAACUCUUCAAAACCUUUAUUAAUAAAGUUGCCGUGGUGCGCGAAGAAGGAGGGGUGAAAUAUGUGGUCUUGAAGAAAAAGAUGCAGCACCUGGUAGCUGCUCAGCACGAAUGCCCGCCGGUCCAAGCGGGGCCGCGGGGGCUGAGGGCGACCGAGAGGCUUGGUAAGGUGGAGCGUCUGGGGAACCUGUUGGAGGCGGGCGAGGCGCUACAGGAGCCUGCGGCUCGACGCAAUUCUGCACCUUCGGCCCUGUCGCCGAAUGAGGGGAGAUCUCUCGCCACUGCACCGUCUCGGCUGCAGUUUGGAGGCAGGGCUGGGUCCCAGGACGCCCUGACAUCUACAAAGCCCGGGGGAUGGGUGUCGCAGCCGCGGGAGAGUGUGGCACAGGUUCAGCGGAACAGCUGCAGCCUUGAACGGCUGGCAGAAAACCAGCGUUUCAUCUCCGAGAAUCCACUUUUGGAAAACUGUGAUCCCGCCUGCGAGGGCUUGUCGGCUGAGAGAGUAUCUGCACCUGCAUCCCCGGACCUGAAGUCUUCCGCUGUUACAGCCAGUGGCGAUGUGUUUGCCUCUGACAUUGUCCGCGAGCGGUUGGAUACCCUUAAAGCCCCAGAGGACAAUUCGUGUAUUGAACAGAAGAUUGGGAACUAUGAAGCCAAAUCCUCGGAUGUCACUGCACGGGUCGGGCCAAAAGCAGGAUCAAUGCCAAAGCCCAAACCGUACAUGUACCCACUUCGCCUUCCCCCGGACACCCCAAAAUGUGUGAGUGUUCCCAGUGAGCAAAAGGAAGACGCACAAGAUGGCCGGGUCAAAGAGAACUGCCCAACAGCGUUAGCUGACCAAGAUGUCCCCAGGAAGAGGAGUCAGGUGGCAGAGAUCGGAAGCAGUUCACCAAAUCUAAAGAGGGUUUCUAGAGUGUUAAAGUUUUCCGAAGAUACUCGUUUUUCUGAUCAAGUGCCUCUGGAUCCGGUUGAGCACGAGUGGAUUGUGAAGACAGCCUUGGGUCACUGGACCCAAGUUUCCGGCUUGCUGCUGAAGGACCACUACCUAGCUGAGAGGAAGGACUUCAUGUCAGGCUUCACAGCCAUACACUGGGCGGCAAAAUUUGGCAACAGUGAGAUUAUGUGUUGGAUUAUUGAUAACUCAGAGAGGAAUGGCAUCAAAAUGGAUGUUAACACUAAAUCCCAUGGUGGUUACACGCCCUUGCAUAUCGCUGCCAUUCAUGGCAGAGAAAAUAUUAUUGAUGAGUUGGUGACAAAGUACGACGCAUUGACAACUCUAAGAGACUACAGUGGCAAGAGGCCAUAUCAUUAUUUGGCCAAGGAUAGCUCCUUCACUGUAAGGCAAUUGUUAGGGGACCCAGAGACUUUCAUCAGUGAAUCCACUAGUCAUAAACGCGGAUCAAAGGUGGCUUCCUCCAUCCUGAGUGGAACUAACGCUUUACUGGGUGCAUUGGCUGAUGAUGUCAUCUUCCAGGAGUUUUCCAAAUCUUUGAAAAAACAAACAAACCUUAGCAAAUUCUUCACUGCUCCAGCCGGACACAAGAAAAGAGCUAAAAUGCGCACAAACUUUACUUCACUGAAUGAAGAACCUGAAGAAGAGAGAGAGGAGGUCGUUAUAAAACGUAGGCCUGUGACUGAAAUAUUCUUCUGAAGUUGUUUUGACAUUUUAAUAUGAAAAUAAUGGGUCAAUAGAAAAUACUUCGCCGUAAUGUUAAAAUAUUUAGGCGAUACUCUCUUUGGGAGCUCUAAGUCAAAAUGAAAUCUUGAACAUUAAGCUGUUUUUAUCAUUAAUAUGCUACAACUAUAUUUUCAACAAUAUUUACAUGAAGUUUUAUGAUCAGCAGAAUUUUUAAAUAAUGGGAUAUACUAGAGUAGAAAUACUUGCGGUCAAGAGAAAGGUAGCUGCUCUUAUCCAGCUUCACUUUAAUUAAACCUACAGAGUGUUUGUGGGUAUUUAUAGCUUUGUUCCAAAGAUCAUUUGUAAAUUCUUCCCUUUUCAUUAACCCCAAAAGAAGCAUGAAGUUCUAUUGUGGGCUUCCUGAGGAGCAUUACCAUGGAAAGGUUCGCAGUUAUUCCUGUAGCAAUUCUGUUCUUGGCUCACUAUUCAUGGUAAAGUUCUGUUUUAGAAAAGCAAGUGUUUAUUCGAUUGAAAGCCAAGUCUAUUUGCACCUGUACUUACCUGGCAAGUUGCUUCCAAUCUCUGGUGGUGAGACUUAUUAUGCUUCUCCCUUCCUUGUGCUUGAUUGAAUCCUUCAGGGACAAUUAUUUUAUUCCAUUUUUUAAUUUUAACUUUUGUUAUUUUGGAGAUACUUUAAUCCUGAAGGAACUUACUAAACAUUGGAGUAUAAAGUAUUAAACAAUUGGAAGUUUAAAUUAGGGUUUGGGCCUGAGAUUUUGUACCUGAAUGAAUACUUUGAAUUCUUCACAUGAUCUACAAAUUUACACGUUAAUAGUCCAAUUCCAUUUAUUGUAUUCAAACUAUUUAAGUACAAAACGUUGGUCUGUGAUUCUCUGUCAAAAUAAUAACAUUUGAUUAUAUCUUUAAAGGUGUAGAGAGUUGCACAAAUUUAUUAGAUUUUAAAAUGGUCAUUUUUUUCCAAAUCCCUCCACAGUUCACUCCCUUUUUCUGCAGUCUCUGCCCUAUAACCCCAGUCUGAUCUUUGUGAUCUACAGCACAUCUUGUUGCUCCACAGUUGCAGUCCUGCCUUAACUGCCAAAGCCCUAGGUUUCUGAAUUCUCUCCCUAAAUCUCUGCCUACUCAUUUCUCUUUCAGUCUUCGAGACAUUUGCUUGAAACUUACUUGUUGGACCAGAUCUUUGCUUAUUCUCUCUAAACUCUCCUUAGGUUGCUUGCCAUCUGAUCUGAUUGAAAUGCUUUGCGAUGUUCUGCACAUUAAAGUUUGUUACACACUAUUUCCUUUGCUGGUUAUAAAACAUUUGAAAAUAAGGACAAACCCAUUUUUUUAAAGUUUAUCCAAAUAAAGUAUUUAGGUAAUUUGUAGCUUUGUAUGAGAAACAGUACUAUAUGAUGUUUGUUAGUGCUUACUAUAUACCUUAUGCACUUUUAAAUUAGUCCAUUGAGAAAAAUAAAAUAAUUUUUUAAAAUUAAUAUUAAUGUUUUUGAAUAUGUCACAACCACUGAUUCAGCAGUACAGUAGAUAUGGCAAUUGCACUUAUGAAUAUGCACAUGACAGCUAAUUAUUAUGUUAUUGUGAUGGUAUUUAACUCCAUUCUUUUUAUCAUAGCACUUGUUGAGAUAAGCCUGCUUGCAGUCAGCCUUGUCUGAGAAAUUGGACUGUCAAGUCAUCUGACUCUGAAGACUAGUGGUAUUCGUUUUAUAUUUAGUUAUUCCUUUCAGCCGCAGUGUUAGCUUCGUUUUCCAUUUGAGAGUUUUAGUUAAUGGCCAGGUUUUACCUAGGGCUUAUUGUUUUCUUUUCCCUCAAACUCUGUUCACAUUAAAGUCUGAGAACUAUU